Messenger RNA from Prunus armeniaca (apricot), 486 nucleotides. The record is from the annotation of a GenBank genome assembly. Lineage: Eukaryota; Viridiplantae; Streptophyta; Magnoliopsida; Rosales; Rosaceae.
AUGGAUUCAAUUGAUCCUUCUAAGGGCAUGAGCACGCUUGACGCGACCAUGGAAGAUAGCUGCGGUGACCGACCUAAAGCACCGCGGAAGAAAAUGGGGCCCGUAGAGAAGGAGGCAUCUGUGCACGAAGAAAUGAAGAGGAUGCAGAAGCUGCCUACAAACAGUACUUAUGUCACUCAUCGGUUGCGGGUUCUCAACAAAAUUCUGCAGCUUUUGUCCAUUCAGAGCAUGAUAUGCUGUGUUUUGUGUAUGAUUCUGAUUAGAAGUAGAAGAGAAAUGAAUUUUAUACCAGUAUUUGACACUAUUUUGCUGUUCCUCUUGCUCCCUUGUAUAUCAGAGAACUGCAUCACAAGAACAGGAGUUGGAGUUGCUUUUUGCUGGGCUUUCUAUGUGAACCCAACCAACCUUUUUCAGGCAGUGAAUCUCCCGUCAUGGAUAUCUGUAUUUUUGGAAACCUGGGUUCAGAUCUGUUCCGUUACGCACUGA